AUGAUUGAUGAAGCAGCGUAUCGCUGGAACGGUCCAGGAACUGGCCUUCAGCUGCAAGAUGUCCCGGUGCCGGAGCCAUCCGCCAACGAGGUCUUGAUAGAAGUCCAAGCCUGCGGGCUAUGCCACUCAGACUGUCACAUCAUAGACGGCUCCCAAGCCGACUCUGUCAAGAAACGACCGAUUACCAUGGGCCACGAGGUUGCCGGUAACAUCGUGGCCGUCGGACAGGGCGUUGAUGAGGCGUGGGUCGGCGAACGAGUUGCAGUGGCUUUGGGCGGCCAUCCGAUUCGGACUCCCAACACAAUUGGACUGCAAAUAGAUGGCGGUUACGCCGAAUUCGUCGUCGUCAUGGUCGCAUCUCUUGUUCGAAUUCCGGAAGACGUCAGUUUUGAACAAGCCGCCGUCGCUACGGACUGCCUAACUACCGCCCACCACGCUGUUCGAGGUGCUGGAGAAGUUACUGCCGGCAUGAAUGUGGCCAUUAUCGGGCUAGGCGGACUUGGUUCAGCCGCCCUCCGUGUCGCAGUUUUGGAGGGUGCAAACGUCUACGGUGUCGACAUCGACACACGCAGGUUCCACAAGGCAGGCGUGGACGGGGCGAAGGCAUGUUUUGCUAAACUUGAGAAAGUACAGGAUGUUGUAUUCGAUGUCAUCGUGGACUUUGUUGGGAAGAGCUCGACUAUGAACGCUGCGCUUGGUGCCAUCAAGUUCCGCGGUAGAAUCGUCCUUGUCGGCUUGGGAGAACCCACAAUCACCGUUUCCACGUUUGCAAUCAUAUGGAACAAGGUUGAGAUCAGGGGUUGCUUGGGCGGGAGUAUAGAGGACCUGUCUAAUGUGCUGAAACUGAUUGGAACUCGCAAGUUGGAACCAGAGCUGGAGGAGAUCGCAUUCGAUCGUGUCAGCGAGGGUCUACACCGCCUGGAGACUGGGGAUGUACUUGGGAGGCUAUUCACGCGCCCAGGGAAACUGUCCAAUUAG
This is a messenger RNA of Ilyonectria robusta, 978 nucleotides long. RefSeq names its product alcohol dehydrogenase. Lineage: Eukaryota; Fungi; Ascomycota; Sordariomycetes; Hypocreales; Nectriaceae. The transcript is spliced from 2 exons. The record is from RefSeq and is a predicted model, not a curated record. Bases 1 to 978 code for a protein of 325 amino acids. Gene Ontology annotation, molecular function: oxidoreductase activity; zinc ion binding.